Molecule: messenger RNA, 2257 nt
Organism: Coregonus clupeaformis (lake whitefish)
Lineage: Eukaryota; Metazoa; Chordata; Actinopteri; Salmoniformes; Salmonidae
Product: kelch-like protein 3
Exons: 15
Coding region: 305-2077 (590 amino acids)
Molecular function (GO): protein binding
Source: RefSeq, a predicted model, not a curated record
UUUGCGGAUUGGAAGUGGGGCGGGAUGAAACAGCAGUGGUGACUGGGAAAAAACAUUCUCUAUCCUUUCUCGCUCAGUCAGAAAAUAACACCUUUUGUAAUAGUUUAGGGUAGAAAGGAAAGAAGCGGUAACCAUGAGAAGAUGUCUGCUUGUUAGCUAGGUUUAUUGGUCAGCUAAUGAAUACGUGAAGAUUCGAUAAGCCACCUCAUGCAGUGAGUUGUGUUGGACUUUGUCUUUGAACGAUUAAUUUUGUGCAUGGGCCCGUAGCCAACCCCGGUACAACACAUGCAGCAUAUCUGAUAUCAUGGACUGUGCAACGUUGGGUCAAGAAUCUAGUGUCCAGCAGCUGACCUGUGACUCCGAGGAGGAUGCAGUGGAUGUGGGGAUGCACACCUUCAACUACACCCAUAUGAGAAAGGCAUUUCAGCUGAUGAAUGACUUAAGGAGUAAGAAAAUGCUGUGCGACGUUCUGUUGGUGGCGGGAAACAUAGAGGUGCCAGCUCACAAGUUGGUGCUAGCCUCCUGCAGCCCCUACUUCUGUGCCAUGUUCACAGGGGACAUGAGUGAGAGCAAAGCCCAGCAGGUGGAGAUCAGGGAAGUGGAUGGCCAGACACUUAGGAAGCUGGUGGACUAUAUCUAUACAGCUGAGAUUGAAGUAACAGAGGACAACGUUCAGGUACUCCUGCCUGCAGCCAGUCUCCUGCAGCUGAUGGACGUGAGGCAGUUGUGCUGUGAGUUCCUGCAGAGCCAGCUGCACCCCACCAACUGUCUGGGCAUCCGAGCCUUUGCUGACCUCCACACCUGCACACAGCUCCUCAACCAGUCCCAUGCCUAUGCUGAGCAGCAUUUCUCCGAGGUGAUGCUGGGAGAGGAGUUCAUGGGCCUGUCUCUACAGCAGGUGUAUAGUCUAAUCUCCAGUGACAAACUCACCGUGUCCACAGAGGAGAAGGUGUUUGAGGCCAUGGUUGCGUGGAUAAAGCACAACAAGGAAGCUCGUCUGGAGCACAUGCCAAAGCUGAUGGAGCACGUUCGUUUGCCACUACUGUCCAGAGAUUACCUGGUGCAGAUAGUGGAGGAGGAGGCCUUGAUAAAAAACAACAACAUCUGCAAGGACUUCCUGAUAGAGGCCAUGAAGUACCACCUCCUGCCCGCUGAUCAGCGCCACCUCAUCAAGACUGACCGUACACGCCCACGCACGCCUAUCAGCCUGCCCAAGGUGAUGAUAGUGGUGGGUGGGCAGGCUCCUAAAGCCAUCCGCAGUGUGGAGUGCUAUGACUUCCUGGAGGACCGCUGGUACCAGGUUGCUGACCUGCCAUCCAGACGCUGUCGAGCAGGUGUGGUGUUCAUGGCAGGGAGGGUGUACGCGGUGGGAGGCUUCAACGGCUCGUUGCGAGUCAGGACGGUGGAUGUGUACGACGGGGUGAGGGACCAGUGGACUACAGUUCCCAGCAUGCAAGAGCGACGCAGCACCCUUGGGUCGGCCGUACUGGGGGACAUGCUCUACGCCGUGGGGGGCUUCGACGGGAGCACAGGCCUGUCGUCAGUGGAGGCCUACAACUACAAGACCAAUGAGUGGAUGUUUGUUGCUCCCAUGAACACGAGACGCAGCAGUGUCGGAGUGGGAGUGGUGGACGGGAAGCUGUAUGCGGUGGGUGGCUACGACGGGGCGUCGCGCCAGUGUCUCAGCACGGUGGAGGAGUACAACCCAGUCAGUAACCAGUGGGGCUACAUGGCUGACAUGAGCACCAGACGCAGCGGAGCAGGUGUUGGGGUGCUGAGCGGGCAGCUGUAUGCGGCGGGGGGCCACGACGGGCCCCUGGUGAGGAAGAGUGUGGAGGUGUACGAUCCCCCUAGUAACACCUGGAAACAAGUGUGCGACAUGAACAUGUGUCGGAGGAAUGCCGGAGUAUGUGCCAUAAACGGACUGCUGUAUGUGAUCGGAGGAGAUGACGGCUCCUGUAACCUCUCCUCAGUGGAGUAUUACAACCCUGCCACAGACAAGUGGAGCCUCAUCCCCACCAACAUGAGCAAUGGCCGAAGCUAUGCAGGUGUAUCUGUCAUAGACAAGCCUUUAUGACUAUCAGCCCCCGAUUGCAGGACCCCACAGCCACAGGCAGCAGCCAAAGGGAGCCACUCUGACGCACACACAGACGUCUGAUUUCACAGUCAACUCCUCGGAGUAACACUAGCCUGACAGGUGGCUCUGAGCAUGGGUCUGGGCUGCCAUAGAGAGAGAGGAGGAGAGGGAGAAAGAGGG